Molecule: messenger RNA, 1356 nt
Organism: Closterium sp. Naga37s-1
Lineage: Eukaryota; Viridiplantae; Streptophyta; Zygnematophyceae; Desmidiales; Closteriaceae
Source: the annotation of a GenBank genome assembly
AUGUGGGGGGACACUGGGCGCAUUUGGGGGGAGACUGGGCGCAUCUGGGGGGAGACUGGGCACAUCAUGGGGGACACUGGGCGCAUUAAGGGGGAGACUGGGCGCAUCUGGGGAGAAACUGAGCGCAGGUGGGGGGAGACUGGGCGCGGAGUCGACCCAAGCGGCGCAGGUGAAAGCGGCGCAGGGGAAAGAGGCACAGGUGAGAGCGGCGGAGGUGAGAGUGGCGCAGGUGAGAGUGGCGCAGGUGAGAGUGGCGCAGGUGAGAGUGGAGCAGGUGAAAGCGGCGCGGGUGGGUGCGGCGCAACGGUAUUCAGGGGGCUGGCGGAGCGGCCGAGCGGUCGGCGCGCAAGGGGGCUCUUGGCGGAGCCGGAACGUGUAUGCGCGGGGCUGACAUGCGGGGAGACGGGGGACUGCACGGAAAGAGGACUGCGCGGGCGGAGGGGCGAGGAGGGCGCGAGCGCGGGUAACGGGCUGCGGAGAGGCAUAGGGCUGCGCGGAAGAAACGGAGAGGUGGUUCCGCCAGAAAGCGCGGAUGCGCUUUUCCCGAAUAGCGGCGAGGAGUUACCGCGGCCAGCAACCGGAGAGGAGAUUCCUCCCGACAAGGGGGAAGCGCUUCCCCCCGACAAGGGGGAAAAGCUUCCCCUCGAAAGGGGGGAGCGGCUUCUCCCCGCAAAGGGGGAAGCGCUUCUUCCGGGUAGCGGGUUGGAGGGGCUUUUGUCGGCUAGCGGCGAGGCGCUGCGCGCGGACAGUGGGCUGAACGCGGCCGAUAGCGGACUCGACACGGGGCAAGGGCUGGACGCUGCUGACGUGGCAGCGGAAGAGCAGCACGGGCUGAGCUGGCGCUCGAGCGUCGAGCACGGGGAGAUGGCGGCGGGAGGCCCCGUGCAGAGGAGCAGGCGGGGGGGGAGGAACGCGCCGGGCUUCCGCCAUGCUGCUCCGCCGCCGCCGCUGCCGCCGUCCCCGCGCCAUGCUGUCGCCCCGCCGGCCUCCGCCGCGCGGCGCCAAAGGCCGUCGUCCGCGGAGAUCCCGCCGCCACAAGCUGGAGACGUGACGGACUUCUCCCACUCAUGGUUCGGUGACGAGCCUGUUCCCGAGCCUGUCCUCAAGCCUGUCCCCGAGCCUCCUGUUACCGUUCCGUGGCGCUGCUGGGGACAGCUGAGCGGACUCGAAGUGCGCAUGCUUGUUCCACGCGACUCCGCCGUCUUUCCCCUUCCGAGUUGGGGGGAAGCGCAAUCUGGGUCGACCCGCGCAACUGCCUCCCCUCGCAUUCCUCCGGCGCGGGGCGUUUCGCGAGGUGAUGAUGGGAUCGAAAAGGCGCGGGUUGAAGGGGUGCGGUUCGAAAAGGCGCGGAUCUAA